Symbiodinium sp. CCMP2592 is the source of this 837-nucleotide messenger RNA. The record is from the annotation of a GenBank genome assembly. Lineage: Eukaryota; Dinophyceae; Suessiales; Symbiodiniaceae.
AUGGCCUGUGGUGCAGCAGGACUUACCUUCACCCUGGCCUCGCAGCCGGCGACGCAGGCUCUGGAUGCGACAGCGCGGACGGCACCGGGUGCCCCUGGCCCUGGCGCUUCCUCGGAGGGCUUCGCCAUGUCCGCAGCGCCGCUGGCUGUGGGUUUGGUCGGCGGGUUGUCACUCGCCUCGUCUCGUGCUUUGCGCAGUCGGUCGGCUCGAAGGGCAACCAACCCAGAGCUCACCGAAGACUUCGAUGAUGAGCCGCCAUUCGAAAUCCGUGGCUUCUCCCUGGCGCAGGCUAUCCUGGUCCUAGGCUUUGUCCUGGUGGUUGUCUCCUUUGGCGACUAUUUCGUCUUCGGGACGAAGGGAGGAGGUGGAGGCAUCGGUGGCCUGACGUUCAUCUAUGCAGUCCCAGUGCUUCUGCUGGGCGCAGCUCUGCAAUAUGCAGAGCUCCAGCCGGUGGAGGUUGAGACCGACUCCGACGCCAUUGGACUUUUCGAGUCGAAAGCAACGACGACCAUGCGCAAGGUCAAGUCCGACGUGACCCGACACCGCUACGGUGACGAUGCGCACUUAGACUCUUCUCUGAAGGCCCUCGGCCUUGUGGGCAGCGGUGGAAGGUAUCCCAAGAUGCUGAAGAUCAUCGAGUCCAAGGCUCCAAAUGGUGAGUUUGCUUUCCGGAUGCUCUUCGAGUCUAAGGAUUUGCCCUUCACCAUCUGGAGCGACCCGAUGACCAUCACAGCCUGCGACCGGUUCUUCGGACCUGGUAUCUGGACGGAGAUCUUGAAGUACGACGCUAGCAAGCGCAUUGCGGAGCUGUCCCAUGUCUGCAACCCCAAAGCCUAG